UUGUCAAACCGGUUAGAGAACUCUCUAGUGCGCGGAGGAAAGAAAACUCAUACCUCACCCAAACAAAUUGAUCGGACUCGGAGGGGCACUUCUAGGAAAAGAAAAACUGUUUUGUGGGUAAAAUCAAGACUGAUUCACAAUGGAUCGCGAGGCAGAACAUCUGCCUGAGUACAAGAGAAUGCAGCACCUUACUUAUCGCAGGAAUAUUCGCGUGAUCACUGUUGUUUGGGGAAUUUUCUCCGCCUGUUUUGUCAUCCUGAAUGCUGUUGCGUUUAUCCAGCCUCAGUGGCUCGGAGACACGGAGACGUCCCCGGGGGUGGGUUUUUUCGGACUGUAUGAAUACUGUGAGCGUCUACAGGUGGGAGGGGAGUACAGCUGUCGAGGGGAUUUCUUGGACUUUACCACCCUCACCAACGAUUCGUUCCGCGCGGCCAGUAUGCUUGUAGGAGUCUGUGCCCUGGUGUUUAUGUUCUCCGUUGUGUGCCUAUUGCUGUUCUGUUUCCUGAAGGCUGUUACAGUUUUGAAGAUCUGUGGAGUUUUACAGACCAUUGGAUGUGUGUGCAUGGCUCUGGGGUGCAUCAUUUACCCCAAUGGCUGGGACGAUGAGAAGGUACAGAGAACCUGUGGUAAGGAUGCUGGAAAGUACCGUGUCGGUCAGUGCCAGGUUCGAUGGGCAUUCAUCCUCUCCAUAGUGCUGGUGUUCGACGCCCUCAUUCUGGCAACUCUCGCCUUCAUACUGGCUGCCAAACAGGCAAAUUUGCUGCAGAAGUCUGAGUACCGAAAACGGAAAUCUACUUAUACAAACGGAGGGUUCACUGACAUCACACCUGCUGGAGAGAAAGUAGCGAUUCAAGAGACCGUGAUAGCAGACGACAGUUCCCAAGCAGCAGAUGACAUCCGAUUGUAAAGGCAAAUAACUCCUGUCUGCAAAAAAAAAUCUCCCGAGGAAUUGAACAAUUUAACUACAUGCAAUGUUUUAUAACAAAAUGUUUGGCGAGAUUACAGAUUAUGUUGUGUUUUUGAUUUUUGGAUCUAAAUGAUAGAAAUAUACUGUAGUAGGAAAUUUUAUUUCAAAAUUCAAAAUUCCUACCUAAUUUUAAACUGCAGUUGGAUACUUCAAUUUGUUUAUAUGUAAUUAAUUAUCCAAAUUAUCGUAAAAGAUAUAUCUUUAUAGAAAUUUGUAGGUCUAUACAUUUUCAUAAAAAAACUUAUCGUUGCAAACCACGCCUAUUGUCUCCAUUCACAUUAUGUCAUAAAGGUAGGAUAGGUACUCUCGGACAGCCUAAGCUUUGCUAGCGACAACACUUAUUCAGUAUUGUAUAGUUGUAAGAUACCUGUGCAUUCGUAGUUGUGUGCAGGUUUGAGAGGGAAAUAGUGUACAGUACACACCUGAUGAUGGUUGUUAGAAAGUUUAUCCAAAAUAUUACAAAAUAGUGGGUUGUACCUAUAUACAUGUACAGUACAUCACAGCAUGCACAUUAUUACCAUUGAGAUUUGUUUUUGUCGAGAAAACAUUUGAGAUUUUAGAGAGCUUUCUAAGAAUAACAUAUCAUGACUUUUUGUUCUGUGUGAUUAAGUUUGACACUGGGGUACAUGUAGAUAUACUCAAUUUGAUUUUUCGUGUUGUUUGCUUCCAAUUGUUUUGGUUACAUUGAAUAAGACUUUCUGCGAUGACUAAUUAUUACAUGCACAUCCUCAGUCUGCAAGGGACCACUGACGUAAGUUUGUAAGGUCUAUAUAAUUACACUCGGAAUUUGUUUUGGUGAUUUUAUAUUGCAUUAAAAAGAAAGGCUUAGACUACCCCCUCCCAGUAGACAUUCUUUGGAUUUAUUUUUAUACUAUACUGGAAUCAAAUUGUUUGUCCAUCUGUGCGCGUGAUUUGUCCAGAGCACAUCUUUAACACCAAUGAACAGAUUUGAUUAAAACUGUGUAUAUCUUACAUGAAUAGUGAAGUUGUCCAUCUGCUGUUUUGUUGAGAUUUUUUAACAUUUAAGAGUUAUGGAUAUUUUCCCAGUAUUUGGAGGGGUGGAUGGGUUAAUGUUGUAUUUAUCUAGAGUACAUCUUAGUACUAUUUAUUCUUCAAUGAGCACACAUUCACUAUUUCCCACAAUCCAAUUUGCACCUCUAAGAGUAUUACUCCUGUCCUGACAGUUCUAAUUACAUCUUGCUACCAAGCUUGCAUACAUAAUAUUGAAACAUUCCAAGUCUUCAGACUACAGUGGACUAAAUCCUCACGUCAAACAGGUUGUCAUCCAUUUUUUUUAAUAGAAUGAGUUGUAUAAAUGUGCUUUCAACAUCUAGGUUAUUGUUCAUAAUUAUUUUCUUUAAGAUGUAAUGUAUUUUGCAUAUAAUGUAAUGAUAUUUUGUAUAAAAAAGUAUAUUUUCCCAAAA
Ostrea edulis (European flat oyster) is the source of this 2391-nucleotide messenger RNA. RefSeq names its product LHFPL tetraspan subfamily member 3 protein-like. Gene Ontology annotation, biological process: sensory perception of sound. The record is from RefSeq and is a predicted model, not a curated record. Gene Ontology annotation, cellular component: plasma membrane. Bases 140 to 907 code for a protein of 255 amino acids. The transcript is spliced from 3 exons. NCBI's taxonomy places the organism in Eukaryota, Metazoa, Mollusca, Bivalvia, Ostreida, Ostreidae.